UUGUUGAUUCCUUUUUCCUAACAGGCUAAGGAGAUUUUAACAAAGGAAUCAAAUGUGCAAGAGGUCCGUUGUCCUGUCACUGUCUGUGGAGAUGUGCACGGUCAGUUCCAUGAUCUUAUGGAACUCUUUAGAAUUGGAGGGAAAUCACCAGAUACAAACUAUCUGUUCAUGGGCGACUAUGUAGACAGAGGUUACUAUUCAGUGGAGACUGUGACUCUUCUUGUGGCAUUAAAGGUGCGGUAUCCAGAACGCAUUACAAUAUUAAGAGGAAACCACGAAAGCCGGCAAAUUACCCAAGUGUAUGGCUUUUAUGAUGAGUGCCUGCGAAAGUAUGGAAAUGCCAAUGUUUGGAAGUAUUUUACAGAUCUGUUUGAUUAUCUUCCACUUACAGCUUUAGUAGAUGGACAGAUUUUCUGCCUCCAUGGUGGCCUCUCUCCAUCCAUUGAUACACUGGAUCAUAUAAGGGCCCUGGAUCGUUUACAAGAAGUUCCACAUGAGGGCCCGAUGUGUGAUCUGUUAUGGUCAGAUCCAGAUGAUCGUGGUGGAUGGGGUAUUUCACCACGUGGUGCUGGCUAUACGUUUGGACAAGACAUUUCUGAAACAUUCAAUCAUGCCAAUGGUCUCACACUGGUUUCUCGCGCUCACCAACUUGUAAUGGAGGGAUACAAUUGGUGUCAUGAUCGGAAUGUGGUUACCAUUUUCAGUGCACCCAAUUACUGUUACCGUUGUGGGAACCAGGCUGCUAUCAUGGAAUUAGAUGACACUUUAAAAUAUUCCUUCCUUCAGUUUGACCCAGCACCUCGUCGUGGAGAGCCUCACGUCACCCGGCGCACCCCAGACUACUUCCUAUAAGUCCCUCCUGGGAAAACCUGCCUUUGUAUGUGGAAGUAUCCUGGCUUUUUAAAUAUAUAUAUAUAUAUUUAGAAAAAAAACACACAAGCAACAGUAAUCUAAGUGUAUCUGUAACAAAUUGGGAUCUAUCUUGGCAUUAAACUAUAUCAUGGACCAAAAUGUGCCAUACUAAUGACGAGCAUUUAGCACAAUGACGAGCAUUGACUGAAAUUUAGUACAGUUCUAGAUCAGUCAGUCUUAACAGUUUGCCUGCUGUAUUUGUAGUAACCAUUUUCCUCUGGACUGUUCAAACAAAAAACGUAACUAACCCCUUUAUCUCCUUUUGCACUUCUUUGGAAAUUUUAGUUAUAAUGUUUAACUGGCAUGGAUUAAUAGAGUUGGAGUCUUAUUUCUAAGAAAAAUUCACAAGCUAACUUCCUCUUAAUCCAUUACCCUUUAUUUUAUUGAAAUGUAUAAUUAACUGAAGAAAAGAUUCUUUUUGGGAGUAUGUUGUCAUAACAUUGAAAGAGAUUUCCCCUUCAUUUAAACAGAAUUACUGUUUUAUGUUGGUCUGCAUAUUUCUAUAUAUUUGUCAUGACAUUGCUUGCAUCCUAUUUGGUGUUUUGAGCAAAUAAACUUUUCAUUUUAAACAAAA
Molecule: messenger RNA, 1486 nt
Organism: Myotis davidii
Lineage: Eukaryota; Metazoa; Chordata; Mammalia; Chiroptera; Vespertilionidae
Gene: PPP2CB
Product: protein phosphatase 2, catalytic subunit, beta isozyme
Exons: 6
Coding region: 118-852 (244 amino acids)
Biological process (GO): mitotic cell cycle; peptidyl-serine dephosphorylation
Cellular component (GO): cytosol
Molecular function (GO): protein serine/threonine phosphatase activity
Source: RefSeq, a predicted model, not a curated record